GGAACACCUCUGAUACACUCCAUUCAUGCUUUUCUGCCUUGCCUACUUGCGUCCUACUCAUAUAUUCAUUCAUUCGUGUACUACAUGAGUUGAUUCAGAGUGAUCCACUACUCCGUCAGUAGUUAGUGAUCAGAUCAUCAGAACGACAUGGGGAAGGUGCUCGUCGCGGAGGCCACGGCGCGGCAGGCGGCGUCGUUCGUGCUGGGCUGCGCGGCGGCGCUCACCCUCGUGCUGCUCCUCCAGUACCGCCCGCCGCCGUCCAGGGCGCCGGGGCAGUUCUCCGGCAGCUGGGGAGCUGGGCGCCGGAACAGGACCACAGCACGCCUAGCUCAUCAUCAUCAGGCGCCGAUCGCAGGUUCAGACCACAACCACGUUGAUGAUCAGCCGUCUAACGCCACAUCAUCAAAGGCGGCCACGGCCAUCGAUUGUGCUCGAGCUGCUCAGAGUGAUGCUACUGUUCGGAGCAGGGAUCACCAAGACGAGGGCGGCGAGUUCCAGGGGCUGGCGGCGGCGGUGCGCGGUGCGGCGACGGACGACAAGACAGUGAUAAUAACCUGCGUGAACCACGCCUUCGCGAAACCAAACUCCCUCCUCUCCCUCUUCCUCGAGAGCUUCCGCAUCGGCGACGGCACGCCCCAACUCCUCCCCCACCUCCUCAUCGUCGCCAUGGACCCCGCCGCACUCGCCCUCUGCAGCGCCGUUCACGAGCACUGCUACCUCUACACCAUGCCCAACCUCAACUUCACAUCAGAAAAGCUCUUCCUCUCCAAGGACUACCUGGAGCUGGUCUGGAGCAAGCUCAAGCUCCAGCGUAAAAUCCUCGAGCUCGGCUACAGCUUCCUCUUCACCGACGUCGACGUCAUGUGGUUCCGGGACCCGUUCAAGCACGUCACGGCUUACGCCGACAUGACCGUCUCCAGCGACGUCUUCCUCGGCGACCCGGAUAACAUCGGCAACUUCCCCAACACGGGAUUCUUCCAUGUCAAGCCUAAUAAUCGCACAAUCGCCAUGACCAAGGUGUGGCACGAAUCCAGGGGCAAGUACCCGGGGGCCAACGAGCAGCCGGUGUUUAACAUGAUCAAGAAGAAUCUGGUGAAGGAGCUUGGGUUGAAGGUCAGGUACCUGGACACGGCCUACAUUGGUGGGUUCUGUGGCUAUGGCAAGGAUUUGGGGAAGAUUUGUACGAUGCACGCCAAUUGCUGCGUUGGGUUGAAUGCUAAGCUGAGGGAUCUGAGGAGUGUUCUUGAUGAUUGGAGGAAUUAUACUAGGCUGCCGCAUUGGGAGAAGCAUAAGGCCAAAUGGACCGUGCCCGGCGCGUGCUUCCACUGAAUUUGGAUGAAUCCAUGUGAUGAUUCGAGUCUACAUAUAUACAUACAAUUGAGCCGGUUGAUUCUUCUUAGUGUUAGUUUGUUUGUAGAUCGGUUCUUAGUUGUAGUUUGUAUGAUCUGUAUGUACGUGAGAGGACAUUGGUCGAGCACAUACUCUGUAUACUGGCUGGAGAAAUAUAUACCGUAUUUUCUUAUAAGGAAA
Brachypodium distachyon (stiff brome) is the source of this 1530-nucleotide messenger RNA. RefSeq lists its product as uncharacterized. The record is from RefSeq and is a predicted model, not a curated record. The coding region runs from base 148 to 1329 and encodes 393 amino acids. Lineage: Eukaryota; Viridiplantae; Streptophyta; Magnoliopsida; Poales; Poaceae. The transcript has 2 exons.